Molecule: messenger RNA, 1056 nt
Organism: Gloeophyllum trabeum ATCC 11539
Lineage: Eukaryota; Fungi; Basidiomycota; Agaricomycetes; Gloeophyllales; Gloeophyllaceae
Product: NAD P-binding protein
Exons: 6
Coding region: 52-1056 (334 amino acids)
Cellular component (GO): mitochondrion
Molecular function (GO): protein-containing complex binding
Source: RefSeq, a predicted model, not a curated record
AGCGUUGACGUUGUUGUAAUAUCCAUUUGCACUUGCUGGUCAGUAACCACCAUGCAGCAAGCUAUCCAAAAGAUCUUGGUGGUAGGUGGAAACGGAUUCAUAGGUUCUGCGGUAUGCAAAGCCGCUUUGGCUCGAGGCCUGCAGGUCACGAGCGUAAGCUCGUCGGGGAGACCUUACCGCACGCCUAAAGGCCACACCCCGGCCUGGGCAUCCAAAGUAGACUGGCAAAAGGGCGACGCGCUGAGCCCGGAGACGUACGCGCAUAUACUGCCGGGCGUCUCAGCCGUUGUGCAUACGCUGGGGACGCUGCUGGAGGAUACGUCGUACAAGAGCGCGGUGCGCGAGGGGAGCGUGUUGGGCCUUGCGGGGAGUUUUGCGAGGAGGUUGGGCUUUGGUGGGGGCGGGAAUCCGCUGGAGAGUGGCGAGGGGAGGCCGGGGAGUUAUGAGACUUUGAAUCGGGAUGCUGCUCUGCGGGUCUGCGAGGCUUUUCUGUCUGCGCAGCCUGAGGUACAGUUGAACGGGCCUCGGGCGUUCGUGUACCUCUCUGCUGAGGAUGUCCUCCGACCGUGGAUCCCUUCGCGGUAUAUCGAGACGAAGCGGGAAGCGGAGAUGUACAUCGAGCAGAUGGUCUCUACCCGACCGGAUUUCCGAGCCGUAUACAUAAGACCGAGUCUCGUAUACCACGCGCACCUGCGGCCUCUCAUCUCCCCUCUCGCCGCCCUCCUGGAUUUAUCUGCCACACUCCAUGCAAAGGUCCCACCGACCCUUCCGACUCCGUCAGCCAUCCUGCGCUCCGUGGGACCCCUCCUGCCUCAACCCACCCCUGCCCCGCAAGGCGUCGCGCCUUCGCCUCUUGAGUCCAUCGCAAACGCGAUGACGAUACCGCCGAUCCAUGUCGAGCACGUAGCUGAGGCCGUCGUUAUCGCAGCUGACAAUGCGAGGAGUGACGUCCGGGGCGCGUACGGCGUGCAACAGAUGCGCGAGCUCAUCGGGUGGUCGCAGAAAGGGGCAGACGGCCAUGAGCAGCCUUCCGCUACUGUAGAGCAGCGUGUGUAG